Molecule: messenger RNA, 3411 nt
Organism: Ceratotherium simum simum (southern white rhinoceros)
Lineage: Eukaryota; Metazoa; Chordata; Mammalia; Perissodactyla; Rhinocerotidae
Gene: ATG5
Product: autophagy related 5
Biological process (GO): cellular response to nitrogen starvation; piecemeal microautophagy of the nucleus; autophagy of mitochondrion
Cellular component (GO): phagophore assembly site membrane; cytoplasm; mitochondria-associated endoplasmic reticulum membrane contact site
Molecular function (GO): Atg8-family ligase activity
Source: RefSeq, a predicted model, not a curated record
GACUCUCGUAUGAGGGUAGAAGCUGUGCAUUUGCCAGGGAUUUGACCCCACCUUCAAGCUCCGCUCAGUCCGCGCAUGCGCAACGGCGGCUCCGGUCUCCUCGCCGGGUUGGGCCAAACUCGGAGGGCGGAGUGCGGGCCACGUGGGGUCCCGUGACGUCAUCUCCGGGCGCCGGGGGUGACUGGACUUGCGGUGGGCUUCCAGGGCUGCGCGACGCUGCAGGUUGUAUUCUCUGGAUCCUGAAGGGCGGAAGUGCAGCCGGGCUAGGCUCCGACCUCCGCGCGGUGCUUUCUGCGGCUGCGCGUAGUCUCCGCACUCCUGGCUCUCGAGCCUCUGCGGGACUGUGUGUCAAGCCCCCUGCGCCGCCGCUCCGCCAGAGCCUGGGACCCGGGCGUCUUCACCGGUGCGGGAAGCCGGAGGAGGAGCCAGCGCUUCUGGUAGGUUUGGCUUUGGUUGAAAAAAGAGUUUAGCCUAUAUGUACUGCUUUAACCACUGGAAGAAUGACAGAUGACAAAGAUGUGCUUCGAGAUGUGUGGUUUGGACGAAUUCCAACUUGCUUCACUCUGUAUCAGGAUGAGAUAACUGAACGGGAGGCAGAACCAUAUUAUUUGCUUUUGCCAAGAGUAAGUUAUUUGACGUUGGUAACUGACAAAGUGAAAAAGCACUUUCAGAAGGUUAUGAGACAAGAAGACAUUAGUGAGAUAUGGUUUGAAUAUGAAGGCACACCACUGAAAUGGCAUUAUCCAAUUGGUUUGCUAUUUGAUCUUCUUGCAUCAAGUUCAGCUCUUCCUUGGAACAUCACAGUACAUUUUAAGAGUUUCCCAGAAAAGGACCUUCUGCACUGUCCAUCUAAGGAUGCAGUUGAAGCUCAUUUUAUGUCUUGUGUGAAAGAAGCUGAUGCUUUAAAGCAUAAAAGUCAAGUAAUCAAUGAAAUGCAGAAAAAAGAUCACAAGCAGCUCUGGAUGGGAUUACAAAAUGACAGAUUUGACCAAUUUUGGGCCAUCAAUCGCAAACUCAUGGAAUAUCCUGCAGAAGAAAAUGGAUUUCGUUAUAUCCCUUUUAGAAUAUAUCAGACAACAACUGAACGACCUUUCAUUCAGAAGCUUUUUCGACCUGUGGCUGCAGAUGGACAAUUGCAUACACUAGGAGAUCUCCUCAAAGAAGUUUGUCCUUCUGCAGUUGCUCCUGAAGAUGGGGAAAAAAAGAACCAAGUGAUGAUUCAUGGAAUUGAGCCAAUGUUGGAAACACCUCUGCAGUGGCUGAGUGAACAUCUGAGCUACCCAGAUAAUUUUCUUCAUAUUAGUAUCAUCCCGCAACCAACAGAUUGAAGGAUCAACUAUUUGCCUGAGCGGAAUCACCCUGAAACAGGAUUUGCCAGAGCAUGUCACCUUUCUGCUUCAAUCAGGUUUGGUGGAGGCAGCCUGACCAGAAACACUACUACAAGCCAAACAGGAAAAAGAUUCCAUGUCAGAUAAGGGCACUUGGGCUGGUCUUAUUUUGCAUCACCAUUGCUUUCCUCCACUGCCGUCAUUAAACCUCAGCUGCGACAUGAAAGACUUUACAAGACCACUGCAAGUCUUCUGUUUUCUUGUAAAAUAUAAUGAAGCCGAAACCUUCGGCCUAAGAAGAAAAUGGAAAUAUGUGCCAUUCGAUUCAUAUUUCUGAUUAACAAAUAAACAGGGGUAUUUCCUAAGGUGACCAUGGUUGAACUUUAGCUUGAGGGAGUGGAAACAUUGGUUUAAUUUUCAAGAGAAUUAGACUCAAGAAAGUAAAAGAGAAAUUCUGUUAUCAAUAACUUGCAGUAAUUUUUUGUAAAAGAUCAAAUUACAGUAAACCCAUCUUUCCUUAAUGAAAAUUUCCUAUGUUUACAGUCUGUCUAUUGGUAUGCAAACAAUCUUGUAACUUUGAUAAUGAACAGCAAGAGAUUUUUAAAUAAAGCAUCUAAAUAUGUUUUGUCAUUUAAUAACAUACCAUUUUGUCACUUUUCCAGCACUUUCUGACUCACAUACAGUAGAUCACUUUUUACUCUAUGUGUUACCAUUCAGACUAGUCAUCAUUGGCAUGGAGAGGAUGUAGGCCAUAGGAUAACUUGUCUCAGGAGCUGCCAUAGAAGUUCUUGUUGCAUUUUUAAAUCUAUGUUCUUUACACGUGCAAGAUAUAAAUAAUGUUAUCAUUUAUCUUUGCUGUUUUAUCACUGUAAACCUGUCAAAUCAUAGUAGGCUAAGCAUCUGUUUAAGAUAAUUUUGCAUUUUUGGAAAGACCUAUUCCUUUCCAAGCUAAUGUUUUUCAUUGGCUUCAGGUCUAAUAUUUCACUGUGGUCCCUGGCAGCCAGUCUUUGAAGUCUAAAGAUUACUAGUCUCCUGACUGCAGUAGCUUUCCCUUAACUUUACCAAAAAUAUUCAGAGGUUACUGGAGUUCUUAUUCAAUAUAAGGAAAUUUUUGCUGCACUUUAUUGCCACGCUGCUGGGAUUCUACCAGCUGAACAUACUUGUGCAUUAUACUUUGUUUCUUGUGAGCCAGCUUGCUGUCCAUAUUGAAUGUCGACCCAUUUGAGUUUGCUAAAAGACAUAAGGUCAUGCAAUAGUGGUUUUAGAUUCCAUAAUAAAAGUGCUUUUCUUAUAAAAAAUUGUAUGAACGUUGAAGUGAGAGCCUGCUAGUGCUCACUGCUUCCUUUUUCUUUUUGUGAUUUUCACUGAUUAAUAGCAGAUUUAUUCACAGAAUGAGAUAAAGUUAGUCAAAGGUCAAAUAUGCUGGAGUGGAAUGUAUAAUGCUCAAUCAAAAAGAAAAACGUAGGGUACCAAUGUGAUCGGAGAAAAACAGAAGCAAGUGGCAAAUAAUUAGCUAAUGUCAAUAAAAUGAAAAGUACCAUUUUAGUAAAGGAAGAAAAAAUAGCAAUAUUUGAGUUACUUAAAGACAAAAAACCCACUGACUUGUAUUUUUUCAAAAGAGGUUGAUCUGAAUAUGAUUGUUCACAUUAAAAGUGUUUAUUCGUCUAUUCAGUUUGGGGGUUUUCCCCCUUGAUGUUUUGACAGACUGAAGUGAGCUUCAGCGAGCAAAAGGAUCAAAAUGCCAGGGAGUGCUAAGCGGUGAAGAAGAAAGUGUGGUGAGAACGGUAAGCCGUAGUAGCUUUCCGCAGACAGGACCAGUGUAAAGUCUCUGCAGUGGGCUCAAGGGAGCGCUGGUCUUUACUUCCAGAUUUGAAAGUAAAUUUUAUCAAGCCAUUGCCCACUUUUACUCACUUGUUCGUUAUUACACCAGCAUCAUAACUGUAUUACUCCACUGUAGUCCCAGGUAAGUCAAGCCUCCGAUACCCAGAGGAAGAAUAAAAACAGAGAUUAGUGCUGGCUUAAAUAUCUAUUUUUGUUUCUUUUUAUUUGAAUAUUUAAAUUUUAUGGUUUAUUAAAAAAUUAA